Messenger RNA from Neltuma alba, 1835 nucleotides. Its product is annotated as probable serine/threonine-protein kinase PIX13. The transcript is spliced from 6 exons. Gene Ontology annotation, molecular function: protein kinase activity; ATP binding. Gene Ontology annotation, biological process: protein phosphorylation. Bases 162 to 1433 code for a protein of 423 amino acids. The record is from RefSeq and is a predicted model, not a curated record. Lineage: Eukaryota; Viridiplantae; Streptophyta; Magnoliopsida; Fabales; Fabaceae.
UUUUUUUGUUGGCGAUUUUUAUUCAAGUCACAAGGCAUUAUCUCACCCAUCUCUUGCAUUCCUAAGCCUUUUCUCCCUGGAAAAACCAGCUAAUUAAAGCGACCUUAUGUAUCCAUUUGUUUCAGCAGAGAGGAUCAGGAAGAGCAAGUAGAAAGAUCAAUAUGGGAAACUGUCUGGCCCGUCAAUCUGAUUCUCCAAAUUCUCAUCGCAACUCCAACAAUGGCUCCAACAACGAUCAUUUGGGGAGCAGCCAAUUACCCAUUAGACACGGUACCUCGAGACUCUUGCAGAGUACAAGCAAUUCCACUUUGCUAGGACGAAGCAGCACAUCUGCCGGAAAUAGCAGGCUAUUUGGACCAAGUAGCAGCAACACAUACACAACCAGCAAUACUAAUACAUCUCUUCUAGGCUGUGAUAUUAGCCAAACAGUUAACGUAAGAGAUGAAGAGGAGUUUCCUAAUGGGCAGAUCUUGGAUGUGGCAAACUUGAUAAAUUUCACUUUUGAGGAACUGAAGGCAGCAACUAGAAAUUUCAGACCUGCGUCUGUACUAGGAGAGGGAGGUUUUGGCACAGUGUACAAGGGAGAGCUUAACGGGGGAACAUCAUCAGGAGCUACAAGAGACGGGCGAUUGGCUGUCGGCAUCAAGAGAUUGAACUCUCAUAGCACACAAGGACCUAUGGAAUGGCAGUCAGAGGUGAAUUUCUUAGGAAGGCUUUCUCAUCCUAACCUUGUCAAGUUGUUUGGAUUUGGAAGGGAAAAUGGAGAGUUAUUUCUGGUGUAUGAAUUCAUGCACAAAGGCAACUUGGGUAACCACCUAUUCGGAAGAGGUUCAAAUGUACAGCCACUUUCAUGGGACACAAGGCUAAAGAUUAUAAUUGGAGCAGCUAGGGGCCUAGACUUCUUACACUCACGAGUGAAUAGAAUCAUAUACAGAGAUUUUAAGCCAUCCAAUAUCCUACUUGACAAGAACUACACUGCCAAGUUAUCAGACUUUGGUUUGGCCAAAGCGAUUCCUUCUGAUGAUAGAUCCCAUGUGACAACAAGGGUUAUGGGAUCUCACGGUUAUGCUGCACCUGAGUACGUUGCCACAGGUCACCUGACUGUGAAAAGUGAUGUGUAUGGGUUUGGAAUUGUUUUGGUGGAGAUACUGACGGGCAAAGCAAUAAAUGAUAUACUGCGUAAGCAUCUGGGUCACGGCCAAUCAUUGAUCGGCUGGCUCAAAUCAAAUCUGUUGAGAAAAGGGAACAUGAUAAACACAAUGGACAGUAAAUUGGAGGGGAGAUAUCCACCCAGGUUAGCAUUGCAAGUCGCUCAGCUUGCUUUUAAAUGUGUCCAAACGGAAUAUAAAUUCAGGCCAUCGAUGAGGGAAGUUGUUGAGACAUUGGAAAAAGUAGAGGCAGCUCAACUCAAUGGUCGGCCAGAUGGAGGUUGAAUUGGCGAGUUGAUUUUGACACAAAACAAAAUGUCCAAGAAAUUCUCAGGUACAUAAAUGGAUAGAGUUACUUGUAUCUGUGCGCGCAGGAGCUAGCGGUCGCAUGUUUUUUCCCCCUUUUUGCUACUCAAAGGUGUCCUGUUAAGGAGCCUGAGUCACUAUUAGGGUUACUUUUUGGUGGGGAUUCAAACUUCGUUCUUAAGAUUAGCCCAUUCUAUUCUAUUAGAUCCAAUGACUCAAAUCCAACAUAGGGACAUUUAUCUGUUUGUUUAUGAUCGAUUUGAUUUAUAUUUUUGUAAACUCAAGCAAGAGUCUUUCCCGAGAGGUCUCUGUUCUGCUGAAAUAUGAUUGAGCUUUGAAGUGGGCAUUGAUAAGAACUUGAUGAUGAGAUCAGUCAAAGGA